Messenger RNA from Enhydra lutris kenyoni (northern sea otter), 1231 nucleotides. RefSeq names its product mitochondrial translational release factor 1 like (gene MTRF1L). Gene Ontology annotation, biological process: translational termination. Bases 44 to 1186 code for a protein of 380 amino acids. Gene Ontology annotation, molecular function: translation release factor activity. The transcript is spliced from 7 exons. The record is from RefSeq and is a predicted model, not a curated record. NCBI's taxonomy places the organism in Eukaryota, Metazoa, Chordata, Mammalia, Carnivora, Mustelidae.
GAAACUUCCGGCUCUGGUUGACGGCGGUAGUUGCAGUUUAGCUAUGCGGUCCCAGCUCCUGCGGGUUGCUUCUCGGUGUUUGUGGGCCCGCAAGAUUGUCAGCCCUGCCCGCCGGCACCUCAGCUGCGGUAGCCUGCCGCUGGAGGAGCUGUUCGCCCGCGGCGGGCCCUUGCGGACCUUUCUGGAGCGCCAGGCAGGGUCUGAAGCCCAGUUGCAGGUCAGGGGGUCUGAGCUGCUGGCGACGGCCAAACUGCUGAGCGAGAAGGAGCGGGAGCUGCAGGAGACCGAGCACUUGCUACACGAUGAAAAUGAAGACUUAAGGAAACUCGCAGAGAAUGAAAUAUCCUCCUGCCAAAAAGAAAUAACGCAGCUGAAGCAUAAGAUUAUUUUACUUUUGAUUCCCUCAGAAGAAACAGAUGAAAAUGAUUUGAUCCUGGAGGUAACUGCAGGAGUUGGGGGUCAGGAGGCAAUGUUGUUUACUUCAGAGAUGUUUGAUAUGUAUCAGCAAUAUGCUGCAUUUAAAAGAUGGCAUUUUGAAACCCUGGAAUAUUUUCCAAGUGAAAUAGGUGGCCUUAGACAUGCAUCUGCCAGCAUUGGGGGUUUAGAAACCUAUAAGCACAUGAAAUUUGAAGGAGGUGUGCACAGAGUACAAAGAGUGCCGAAGACAGAGAAGCAAGGCCGCAUCCAUACUAGCACCAUGACUGUAGCAAUCUUACCCCAACCGACCGAGAUUAAUCUGGUAAUUAACCCGAAAGAUUUGAGAAUUGAUACUAAGCGAGCCAGUGGAGCUGGAGGACAGCAUGUAAAUACCACAGACAGUGCUGUCCGGAUAAUUCAUCUUCCAACAGGUGUUGUUUCUGAAUGCCAACAAGAGAGAUCUCAACUGAAAAACAGAGAGAUGGCUAUGAAAAAGCUACGUGCAAAACUGUACAGCAUGUAUCUAGAAGAAGAAACAAGGAAAAGAUAUAGUGCUAGAAAGAUUCAGGUUGGAACUAAAGGAAGGUCAGAGAAAAUAAGAACAUAUAAUUUUCCACAGAACCGAGUCACAGAUCACAGAAUAAACAAGUCACUUCAUGAUCUUGAAACUUUUAUGCAGGGGGGGCAUCUACUGGAUGAACUUGUACAGUCCUUGAAGGACUAUGCUGAUUAUGAAUCUCUAGUAGAAAUUAUUUCCAAAAAAGCCUGACUUAUUAUUAAAGACUUAUAGCUUAUGAAAAUUCACAGCAAAUUA